GAUUUACUAAUCGGGUGCUGUGAUUGCGCCAAUUUUAGGUUCGGUUACACUUGAUUAAUUCGAGUACGGUACGCAAGUCCGAUCCAAUUUAAAACAGCACAAAAAAACUAAUUUCAAGUUUGGGAACCACCAUUGGGGAGAGUAGAAACUGGUUUUCAAGAAAUUGGCGAGAAAUUGGUUUCGAACAAGCAACCAACUUCACAUCUGACGCCAUGGACCCCACCUCCAAUUUGUGUUUUUCUCUUGCUUUUUCUUGGUUGAAAUUGGGCUCUCUUUCUUGUUUUUUUUUUUUUUUUUUUUUUUUUUUUUUUUUUUUAUAGUGGGGUCUCAAAAAUUUAAGAACUAGUUUAUUAUUGGGAAAGGAUAGAAAAAAAUGGAUGAAUUUCUAGAACUCACAUGGCACUUUGAAAACUGGAUUUGUAGUUUAUUAAUUGUUAGAGGCACACAAAGUUCUUUGGUCAAAAACCAUCAAAAUCUGUUCAUUAUAUUUCAUAGAAAAUUUAAAUGAGAGAGAGAGAGAGAGCUGACUUUAAUAUUAUGAACUCCUUACAAAGUCAACCUUGUUUAUUUAAAUACUCUACAAAAUUCAUGUAGGAUAUGGUGGGACACUACGCGCGCAUUGUAUGACUAAGAGUUAUUGCGUUGGGCAUUAGAAGGUCAAAAACGUAACUAUAAAAAUAAUAUAUAUAUAUUGUAUGUAACAAAAUUUGGAAAAUUAUAUAAAAAGAAUAGAUUGCGUGUGGAAUUACCCAAAAAUAUAUUUUCUUUUCUAUUUAGUUUUCUACCCAACACAUGCAUGAUCUAGAACCAAGCACAAUUCUUGAGCUUUGAUGAACGAGACUCCACAAACUAGAUCAUCUUUGAAUCAUGAAAUCUCCAAGCAAUAUUUUUACAACUACUUUUAUUCUUCUUGCCAUCAUUUCGUGCUCACGAGCAUCAUCGUCUACAGACAAAUUUCUUGUAUGUCUGACCAAAGAAUUCAACAACUACUCUUCCAUAUCCAACAUCAUUUACACCCCAAUCAACUCUUCUUAUUCAUCUAUCUUGCAAUUCUCCAUCCAAAAUCUGAGGUUCGCAUCAGCUUCAAAACCGCAAGUGAUCAUAACCCCAGAACACGAAUCCCAAAUCCCACCGGUCAUAUAUUGUGCCAAAAAGAAUGACAUACAGAUUAGGACUCGAAGUGGCGGCCAUGACUUCGAGGGACUAUCUUAUCUAUCCCAGGUCCAGUUUGUGAUCAUUGAUUUGAUCAAUCUCAGUGAAAUAACAGUUGAUGUGGCGGAGAAAACUGCUUGGGUUGAAGCAGGUGCGACCAUUGGUUCUUUAUAUUACAGGAUAGCUGAGAAAAGCCUUGUUCUAGGGUUUCCUGCUGGUAAUUGCCCAACUAUUGGUGUUGGUGGACAUUUCAGCGGAGGCGGCGUCGGCCUAAUGACGAGAAAGUAUGGCCUCUCCGCAGAUAAUAUCAUCGAUGCAAAAAUAGUCAACGUUAAUGGUAGAAUCCUCAACAGAAAAUCCAUGGGAGAAGAUCUGUUCUGGGCUAUUAGAGGCGGCGGAGGUGCCAGCUUCGGCGUGAUUCUUGCGUGGAAGGUGCAAUUGGUGGAUGUUCCCAAAACAGUCACUGUUUUCAAAAUUGAUCGGACGUUAGAACAGAAUGCAACUCGACUAGUUCACCUCUGGCAAUACAUUGCUCCAAAACUGAACAAAGAUUUGCUCAUCGGCAUCGUCGUAACAAGGCAAAAUUCCACCAUUAAUGCUUCGUUUUAUUCAUUGUUUCUAGGUGGGAUCGAAAGAUUGCUCUUGAUCAUGAAAAAGAGUUUCCCCGAGUUGGGGUUAGUGAGAGAAGACUGCGCGGAGGUGAGCUGGAUACAGUCCAUGGUGUUUAUAGCAGCUGGUUUUCCCAUUGAAAAUUCUCCACAAGUUCUUCUAAACAGAAAUAAUCCUUACAAAGGAUACUUUAAAGCGAAGUUAGAUUAUGUGCAAGCACCGCUUCCUAAAUAUGGGUUUGAAGGAGUGUGGAGACGUUUGUACGAAUCAGAAGGCGAGCAAGCUCGGCUCGAGAUGGUUCCAUACGGUGGAAGAAUGGCCGAAAUUGGCGAAUCCGCAAUUCCAUUUCCUCACAGGGCUGGAAACUUGUACGAAAUCUUGUAUCUCGUGAACUGGCUAGAGAAUCAAGAUUCUGACACGUAUCUAAGCUGGAUCAGAAGGCUCGAGAGUUACUUGACUCCUUAUGUUUCGAGGAAUCCGAGGGCAGCGUAUCUCAAUGUCAGAGAUCUCGACCUCGGAGUGAAUGAGGUUGGAGGAAAGACCAGCUACGCGCAAGCUAGCAUUUGGGGGAAGAGAUAUUUCAAGAACAAUUUCAAUCGUCUUGUUCGAGUUAAAACCGAGGCUGAUCCGAAUAACUUCUUCAGGAACGAGCAGAGCAUUCCACCAGUGCACUCAGGUUGAGAUUGAAAUGUGUUCGAUGCCGCCACAUCCCACAUAACACCACAUGAUUCACUCGUCUGUGGCUUUCCUUUGUAUUUGAUUGCUUUGCUGCAAAUUUGGUAGUGGAAAAUAUGUUUGCAAUAAUUAAUUCAUGUCAUUCUGUUCUAACAAAGUGACUCCUUCGUGGAAGUAACUAUAAUAUAUUUUAUUACUGUCGAAA
This is a messenger RNA of Salvia miltiorrhiza (redroot sage), 2641 nucleotides long. RefSeq names its product tetrahydroberberine oxidase-like. The record is from RefSeq and is a predicted model, not a curated record. Gene Ontology annotation, molecular function: oxidoreductase activity; FAD binding. The coding region runs from base 868 to 2442 and encodes 524 amino acids. The transcript has a single exon. NCBI's taxonomy places the organism in Eukaryota, Viridiplantae, Streptophyta, Magnoliopsida, Lamiales, Lamiaceae.